Messenger RNA from Aphis gossypii (cotton aphid), 561 nucleotides. RefSeq lists its product as uncharacterized. Lineage: Eukaryota; Metazoa; Arthropoda; Insecta; Hemiptera; Aphididae. Bases 256 to 561 code for a protein of 101 amino acids. The record is from RefSeq and is a predicted model, not a curated record. The transcript has 3 exons.
AAGAUAAUUUUUUUUAAAUUUUUAUUUUUAUUUUAUUGAAUCGUUUACAUUGUACAUUUAGUAACUAAAUUAAAUUUAUGUCAAACAUAUGUAAAAAUAUUUUUUUGAAAGUACAAUUUUUUAUUAUUAUCACAUUUUAGAAAAACUUAAAUACAUUAACUAUUUUUGGUUAUUAUACUUGAAAAAUAUUUUACUCCCUGCAAUACUGCAAUACUAUAACUAGUGAUAUUUGUACAUUUAUAUCCAUAUAGCAAUAUGAAAGAAGAACCGACUAGAGAUGGUGGUAUCAGGUGGAUGUCAUGGGUAAUUGGCAGCAGCAAGAAUGUUCAACUAAAUGAUGAUACUAUACCUGGGAAACAUCGUUUGUGGCAGUUGAUUCAAAUGAGAAGAAUACACGGGAGUAAAGUUGGUGGUACAGGACGAAUGUUGUCGUCAAGUGAAAAACUCAGCCUUACACCCCUCAUUUUUCGUCAGAGUUCUACCGUUGAUGGAGAUGUAUGUUUGUUGACAGAUAGCCCUUACAGAAUUUUGAGAAUGAUGUAUUACUGUGAUAAUGAAUGA